AUGGCCUUGGAGUUCUAUGGUUCGACUCGACUUUUUGAUUUGCGGCUUCGUCUUUGGCGGUUUGCCUGUACUGACCGCCCUCUCUGUUUCUACAUAUCAUCGUGCCUGCUUUCCGUCUUCGAACAUUCAAUUCCAACUCAAUCAGCUCGAAUCAUGUUCUCGUUCUUUGGCUCUUCGCCCCCUUUUGACGUAGUUUCAACAAUUUCAAAUGAUGGGUACUUGUUUGAUCCUGAGGGCGGCAUUCGUCGAUCGUUGAUUACCAAAGAAUCAGACCUCCCAUGGCUUCUUGAUGAACGUCUUACAACUGUCCACGACCUUCUUCUUGAAUCAGUUCGAUUAUCGGGGCAAAAGCCGUUCCUUGGGAGCCAUUCCACUCCGUCGGAGGCCUAUUCGUGGAUAACCUUCAAGGCGGUUUACGAAAGAGUUUGCGACUUAGGCUCGGGUCUAAUUAGUGUCUGCGGUUUGAAGAGCCAUGAAUGUGGAAACUUCCUCGGCAUCUUUGGCCGCAACUGUGCCGAUUGGGUGGUUGCAGAAUUCGCCUGUGCGACCUACGGCCUCGUUGCAGUUCCUCUUUACGACACUCUUGGGACCGAAGCUCUCAAGCAUAUUUGUAAUCAUUCCGAACUGACCGUGUGCAUCUGUGUCACGCCGGACCUUGUCCAGAAGCUGCUGGACUUGAAUCCGGCCCCGCUUCGUCACAUCAUCCUAAUUCAAUCGGAUGAGGGCACGCUGAAGAAACUCCGUGAGGCGGCAGGCGGCCGCGUACAGAUACAUGACUUCGCCGACAUCCUGAUUAAAGGGAAGGAGGAGCCUCGUACACCUGAUCCGUCGGGGACAGAGGAAUGGGUAUUCAUCUGCUAUACCAGCGGAACAACAGGGACUCCUAAGGGUGUUAUCAUUACGAAUAAGAUGCUUAUCGCCACCGUUACUGGAACCAUGAUGAAUACUAACUGCACUCUUUUCACACAGAACGAUGUCCACUUAUCAUUCCUUCCACUGGCCCACAUCUUCGAACAGUUCAACGUAAUGCUCGCCUUGAACGCGCGUGGCAGAAUAGGUUUCUACAGCGGAGAUAUCGUCAAGCUGCAGGAGGACGCGCACACCCUGCAACCAACAAUCCUCAUCGCCGUACCUCGGGUUCUCGCACGUAUUCGACAGCGCAUAUACCAACAGGUAGCUGAUUCUCGUCUCAAGACACGUCUCAUAGCGACGGCCAUUAAUCAGAAGCUGAAGUCAGUGGAUAAACAGAUCUAUAAACACAAUACGAUGUGGGAUCAGUUGGUCUUCUCUAAAAUCCGAAAGCGCUUUGGUGGACGUAUUCGACUGAUUAUAACUGCGGGAGCUCCCAUCUCAGGCGAACUGCUGCAAUUCAUUCGGGCAGCCUUCUGCUGUCCGAUAAUGCGAUUACUUUUUCAUCUGAAAAAGGUGUUUGAGGGUUAUGGCUCCACCGAGACCUGCGGUGCAAUCACCAGCGCCAUAUUCGGCGAUUUAGAAGGGGGCCAUGUAGGACCGCCGCUACCUGGUUGUGAAAUCAAACUUGUCGACAUUCCCGACAUGGGCCUCGUUGCUGCCAGAGACAAUAAGGGCGAGAUUUGUUGUCGUGGCCCAGUAGUGACCCUUGGUUACUUCAAAGAACCUGGCUUAACAGCACAGGCUUUGGACAAGGAGGGGUGGCUUCACAUGGGAGACGUCGGUGUCUGGUGCGAGGGUAAUCGCCUCAAGAUAGUUGACCGCUUAAAACACAUCUUCAAACUCUCUCAAGGCGAGUACGUUGCACCAGAGAAGAUUGAGGAGGUCUACCUGCAAGCGCCCCUGGUGUGUCAGGUCUUUGUUGACGGCUCGCCGCUGCGUUCUUACCCCGUAGCACUGGUCGUCCCUGAUGGAGACGCUCUCCGCAGGGCUCUCACCGAGUUGGAACAGGAUUCGGGCGGUAGCAGCACGCGAAAGCUAUCUCGUCAGAGCAAAAAUCGCCCACCGGAAGGGGACACUGAGGCCUCUGAAAAGUUUUGCCUUAAGGGGAAAAUGGUGACCCUGGCAGAUAUCUGUAAUAGUUAUGAGGCUGAAAGGCUCGUCUACAACGAACUCACCCAAGUGGGCAAAAGUGCCGGACUCAAGGGUUUCGAACAGGUCCGAGCCGUCAAGCUAAUUCCAGAGGCUUUUUCGCUUGAGAAUCGUCUUCUCACUCCAACUAUGAAGUGUGCCCGUCACGCUAUUCGUCAACGAUACCAAGAAGAUCUUCUCCAACUCUUUGCUCGGAAGGAGCUUGACUAA
Echinococcus granulosus is the source of this 2271-nucleotide messenger RNA. RefSeq names its product Long-chain-fatty-acid--CoA ligase. Gene Ontology annotation, cellular component: membrane; endoplasmic reticulum. Gene Ontology annotation, biological process: long-chain fatty acid metabolic process. The record is from RefSeq and is a predicted model, not a curated record. The transcript has 17 exons. NCBI's taxonomy places the organism in Eukaryota, Metazoa, Platyhelminthes, Cestoda, Cyclophyllidea, Taeniidae. The coding region runs from base 1 to 2271 and encodes 756 amino acids. Gene Ontology annotation, molecular function: long-chain fatty acid-CoA ligase activity.